AUGAUGGCAAAACUAACGCAACCUGACGAAAUACCGUUGAAUGAGGAAAGCAAGCUGAGUGCUCCCAUUCUCAAAUCAGCCCCUAACGCGACCUUACUGUACAGCUACAUUCCUGAUAACUGUGGAAAUAGGUUAAUCGGGAUGCGUGACGAGGGUGACUCCUCCGUUGCCGACGGAACAAAUUACAACGGGACCACAAUGUCUCUGUUCUGGAGGCCGCAAAAGCUUUCCAUUUUCAAGUAA
Messenger RNA from Opisthorchis viverrini, 243 nucleotides. RefSeq lists its product as hypothetical. The transcript has a single exon. The record is from RefSeq and is a predicted model, not a curated record. The coding region runs from base 1 to 243 and encodes 80 amino acids. NCBI's taxonomy places the organism in Eukaryota, Metazoa, Platyhelminthes, Trematoda, Opisthorchiida, Opisthorchiidae.